AACGAGUCUCUUUAAACAUCGCAUUCGUGUUGGCAGAAAGGAAUCUAAAAUCGUUCUUGUGAAUUGUAACGUAGUAAUUUCUUAAAAGAUCUUGUUGCUGUAUUUUACAUAGCCUACACUUGCCUACUUGAUAUUUUGUGGCACAGAUUGCUUUUAAUUCGAAGAAAAUGGCUGUCCGUACCAGAGCUCAAACGUAUGCUUUAGUUGGUCAUAAUACUGCAGACAUAGAAAACCAAGCAAAUGCAAGGCUAGCUUUGUUAGCUGCCAAAACUGGAGUAACAACCCGAAAUAAUGGAGACCAACCCAGAGCAGCUCUUGGCAACAUCAGCAAUGUGGCUAGGCAGUCCAAUAGGCUUUUAAAUAAGGCUGUGAAGAAAGAUAGACCAACUCGAAUGACAAAAUCUAAGGCAACAUCUUCCCUUCACUCAGUUACAAGUUUACAACCUCAAAAUGAAGUGGAACCAAAAUCCCCAGAGGCAAUGGAUACAGUGGAUGUUGGUGAAAUUGCAGUGGCUUUCUCUGAGAAAAUGGUCCUGAACAUAGAAGACAUUGAUAAGAAUGACACGGACAACCCACAACUCUGCUGUGAAUAUGUGAAUGAUAUAUACGAUUACAUGAGACAAUUAGAGCGUGCACUGAAAGUAAACAAGGAUUAUAUGGAAAAUCAAGCAAUCAACAGUAAGAUGAGGACGAUUCUUGUUGAUUGGUUGGUUCAGGUACAUCUUCGAUUCCACCUCCUACAAGAAACUCUCUUCCUCACAGUACAGCUCAUUGAUCGCUACCUAGAGAUUAAAGCAGUCUCAAAGGACAAACUGCAGCUGGUUGGUGUCACCGCCAUGUUCAUUGCAUCGAAAUACGAAGAAAUGUACCCACCAGAGAUUGGCGAUUUUGUCUACAUCACCGACAAUGCAUACACGCAGAGUCAAAUCCGCAGUAUGGAGAUCCAAAUGCUGUCUGCGCUCAACUUCGGUCUUGGCAAACCUUUGUGCAUCCAUUUCCUUCGUAGGAAUUCUAAAGCUGGCGAGGUGACUCCAAAGAAGCACACUCUAGCAAAGUACCUGAUGGAGUUGACCCUUCCAGACUACGAGAUGGUGCAAUACGAUCCUUCAGAGAUAGCAGCAGCUGCCCUUUGCCUUUCUAUGAAACUCCUGGAUGCUGAGGCCGAGUGGAAUCCGACACUGGUUCACUACAGCACCUACACAGAAUCGUAUUUAAUGCCAAUUAUGAAAAAAAUAGCAGCUAUUGUACACAAAUCGCCAGUUUCAAAAUACCAGGCUGUCCGAUCAAAGUACGCCAGCAACAAGUUUCUCAAGAUCAGUACAUUGCCAGAACUAACUUCCACAACUAUUCAACAUCUUGCAGAGACCUCGUAAAUCUCCAGUUGCAGUUGUAUUUGUAUCGCGUAUGCUACGAUAGUAUAUAUAAAACUAUUCACUUGGCAGUUGCCAAUUUUAUCAUGUCUACUGUACAGAGCAAAUUCCUUCACUGUAUAUUAUCAUGCCAAAGUAUAGAAAUUACUACUACAGAGAAUUGUGUAAAAUAUUAAUACCAGCAACUACAUGUGUACAUAUGUCCAUUUCCUUGCAAAUGGAUACUUUAUUAUGUUUUAGUUGAUUUGUUUUAGAGUAUAGAUAUAAUGUAAAUGUUAGAAUUAAUGAUUGCGUGCAUUAGCCAUAUUGUGUUUGCCCACCAAAAAGCAAAUUUAUCGAGUUCAUUAAUAGCUUUGCCUUUUAGUGGGGUUAAUAUUUGUACUUGUAUUAUAUUGAAUUGAUAUUAAUAAAAUCUGAAUAUUAAAA
Messenger RNA from Anneissia japonica, 1796 nucleotides. RefSeq names its product G2/mitotic-specific cyclin-B-like. The record is from RefSeq and is a predicted model, not a curated record. NCBI's taxonomy places the organism in Eukaryota, Metazoa, Echinodermata, Crinoidea, Comatulida, Comatulidae. The coding region runs from base 168 to 1373 and encodes 401 amino acids. Gene Ontology annotation, biological process: mitotic cell cycle phase transition; regulation of cyclin-dependent protein serine/threonine kinase activity. Gene Ontology annotation, cellular component: nucleus; cyclin-dependent protein kinase holoenzyme complex; cytoplasm. The transcript is spliced from 8 exons. Gene Ontology annotation, molecular function: cyclin-dependent protein serine/threonine kinase regulator activity.